Trichechus manatus latirostris (Florida manatee) is the source of this 389-nucleotide messenger RNA. RefSeq names its product dynein light chain roadblock-type 2 (gene DYNLRB2). Gene Ontology annotation, molecular function: dynein intermediate chain binding. Lineage: Eukaryota; Metazoa; Chordata; Mammalia; Sirenia; Trichechidae. The record is from RefSeq and is a predicted model, not a curated record. Gene Ontology annotation, biological process: microtubule-based movement. The transcript is spliced from 3 exons. Gene Ontology annotation, cellular component: cytoplasm; centrosome; cytoplasmic dynein complex. Bases 15 to 389 code for a protein of 124 amino acids.
AGGGAGAUAGGGAAAUGGGUGUCUUUCUAAACAUUAUUCUGUUUGGGACUGAGGUCACCACCAAGACCCUUUUGGCUAAUUACCAUCUUGAUCUCUUCCAGACUGAGGUGGAGGAAACCCUAAAGAGGAUUCAGAGCCAUAAAGGGGUUAUUGGAACUAUGGUUGUCAAUGCAGAAGGCAUUCCAAUCCGAACAACCUUGGACAACUCGACAACAGUUCAGUACGCCGGUCUUCUUCAUCAGCUGACCAUGAAGGCCAAGAGCACUGUUCGUGAUAUUGACCCUCAGAAUGACCUAACUUUUCUUAGAAUCAGAUCAAAGAAACAUGAAAUCAUGGUUGCUCCAGAUAAGGAGUAUCUUCUGAUUGUCAUUCAGAAUCCAUGUGAGUAG